Molecule: messenger RNA, 1441 nt
Organism: Argiope bruennichi
Lineage: Eukaryota; Metazoa; Arthropoda; Arachnida; Araneae; Araneidae
Gene: frc
Product: UDP-N-acetylglucosamine/UDP-glucose/GDP-mannose transporter-like
Exons: 12
Coding region: 195-1250 (351 amino acids)
Cellular component (GO): Golgi apparatus
Molecular function (GO): GDP-fucose transmembrane transporter activity; antiporter activity
Source: RefSeq, a predicted model, not a curated record
GUUUGUUUACAUUUCUGUGUUGCUAGGAUAAAAUAAUUCCAAUAGUGCUAUGCGUCAGAGUCAAAAUUAUAUGAAAUGAUUUAUCGUCAGCUUUUAAUUGUCUCCGUAUUGAAGUGUAUUGUAAUAAAUAUCUAUCUUCAUCAUAUAACUUAUUUUUAUUGUUGACGUUUCUGGUUAGUAGUUAUAGAAUUGUAAUGAAUGAACAUGGUCCAAAACCUUUAGACUUUCCAAAUGUGCCUAGUAAAACUCAUCAUAUCCAAGUUAAACUGCCUUCAGAGAAAACGGAUGCAUCUGAAAUCGAGAAAGCUAAUUUGUAUUUUUGGCGGAUAGUUUCUGCUGUAUUUUAUGGUUUAUCAUCUUUCCUUGUUAUAGUUGUGAAUAAAAUAGUUCUGACGAAUUACAAAUUUCCAUCAGCUCAUGCACUUGGUAUUGGACAGAUGACUGUGACAAUACUUACCUUGUAUAUUGGUAGAUAUUUAAAUAUAGUUAAGUUUCCAUCAGUAUCCAGUGAUGUGCCAAAAAAGAUAUGGCCUCUUCCAUUAUUCUUUAUAGGAAAUCUAGUAUGUGGACUGGGAGGGACUAAACAUCUUAGCCUUCCCAUGUUUACUGUGCUGCGUCGCUUCACAAUUUUGAUGACGCUCAUAGGGGAAUAUUUUAUCCUUAAUACACGCCAAAGUUGUCCCAUUGUAGCAACUGUAAUUGCUAUGGUUGGUGGUGCCAUAAUAGCUGCUGUAGAUGACCUUUCAUUUGAAGUUCAAGGUUACAUGUUUGUUUUGUGCAAUGAUUUCUUCACUGCAGCAAAUAACAUUUGUGUUAAAAAGAAACUAGAUGCCAGAGAUCUAGGAAAAUAUGGCCUACUGUUUUACAAUGCUUUGUUCAUGAUAUUACCCCUAACUUUGUUAUGGUGGUACUCUGGAGAAAUUGAAAAGACAAUGGCAUAUCAGAGGUGGUUAGAUGUUACAUUCCUUACUUCAUUCCUUCUUUCAUGCUUCAUGGGUUUUGUUCUUAUGUAUUCUACAGUUUUAUGUACAGCUUACAAUUCUGCUUUGACUACUACUAUAGUUGGAGUAAUAAAAAAUAUUUUGGUCACAUACAUUGGAAUGUACUUAGGUGGAGAUUAUAUCUUUAGCUGGGCAAAUUUUAUGGGAUUGAAUAUCAGUAUGGCUGGUAGUUUAGUCUACUCAUACAUAACUUUUGUCCAGAAAGAAUCUCCAAAAGCAAAAGCUGCAAUUACUGUAAAAAAGGGUUAGCAGAUGAUGAAUUCUAAUUUUAAAAGUGCCACCAAUGUGCCUAUAUUUAUCAGCCAAAGAAAAGAAAAUCAGUAGUUUUAGAAAUUUUCAUGUUAAUUAUUUUCACUUAACACAUAUAAAUACUAAAUGAUCAAAGCUGUUUCAUAAAACUAUGUAAAGCAUUAAAACUUAUGUAUUUUUUAGUAAAAAAG